UGGGGAUCUCCUCCUAGACAACAAGCCCACAUUGAAAGCGGGGCGCAGGGAUUACCUCACGCUGCGUACGGAGAAUAAAACGGAGGCGGCGGCUUCGGCUCGGCGCUUUUCUGCAGCGGACGCCAGCGGAGCGUCAUGCCGAGCCGCGACGCGCGGAGCGCAGGAACUCAGCUGAUCGAUCAAAUCCGCUUCCACUGAUGUUUUCCUGCUCACGGGGAGUUUCAUGAUGGAAAAGUGUUUUUGAGGGAUUCUGGACACGCAGUUUUGGAGACCGCCGGCGCGUAAAGUUGCCUUCUCUCCGCUCCGUGUGCGCGCUGAUCCCGCGGCUCGCCAUGGAUCAGCCUCAGCAGUGCGCUGCCGUGUGUCUGCUGAUGCUGUCUCUUGGACUCCUGACGGACAGAGCGAUCUGUCAGCACUUCUUCCUUCUCCGCCCCAUCCCCAGUGACAGUCUGCCGGUGGUGGACUUAAAGGAGGACCCGGAUCCGGCCUUUGACCCCAAGGAGCGGGACCUUAACGAGACCGAGCUCCGGAGCAUCCUGGGAGACUUUGACGGGCGCCUGCUGUCCGUGUCGCUCCCCGUGGAGGACAAACACUCCGGCUCCGACGAGUCGGAUCACUUCGACAUCCUGAAGGCGGGCGGAGUUCUGCCGAAGGAGAUCCGGGCGGUGGACUUCGACAUGCAGAUCGGCAAGAAGCACAAGCCGAGCAAGAAGCUGAAGCGGCGGCUGCAGCAGUGGCUGUGGGCCUACACCUUCUGCCCGGUGGUCCACACCUGGACCGACCUCGGCUGCAGGUUCUGGCCUCGGUACGUCAGGGUCGGUGGCUGCGUCAGCAAAAGGUCGUGUUCCGUUCCGGAGGGGAUGGUCUGUAGACCCGCGAACUCGACCCACCUGACGGUGCUGCGGUGGCGCUGCGUGCAGCGGAAGAGCGGGCUGAAAUGCGCCUGGAUCCCGGUGCAGUACCCGGUCAUCACGGACUGCAAGUGCUCCUGCUCCAGCUAGGACUGCUGGGAACUCUAACUUAUAAGCUCGGCCAUUUUAUCCUCUUUAUCCCCCCACCUGCACUACAGAGUGUAAGAAUGUAUUUCUGUAUAUGUGUGACCAACUUCCUGUACAAAGUCAGUAUUAUUUGUAACCAGAGUCUACUUUAUUUGUGCAGAAUAUUGCUUUUAUAUAUUUUGUAUUUAUGGAGAAGUGGCGCACAGAGGCACACACGGACUUUGUGUUGCACGAAGCGGAUCAACCUCAGAGUUGAACUAUUGAUUAUUGAUACAAUCAUGUUUUAUCCUGUAAAUUUGGGAAAUGUACUAUUUAUUCUUUAUAUUCGUACAAUAAAACGACACACACAUGAUAAUAAAAUGACUUUUCCUU
This is a messenger RNA of Xiphophorus couchianus (Monterrey platyfish), 1370 nucleotides long. RefSeq names its product noggin-like. Gene Ontology annotation, biological process: negative regulation of cell differentiation; osteoblast differentiation; dorsal/ventral pattern formation. Bases 333 to 1001 code for a protein of 222 amino acids. The record is from RefSeq and is a predicted model, not a curated record. The transcript has a single exon. NCBI's taxonomy places the organism in Eukaryota, Metazoa, Chordata, Actinopteri, Cyprinodontiformes, Poeciliidae.